GCCAAGACCAACGAGCAAAAUAAUCGCUAUGAUAGCUUUGAGACGCGCCAUUUUGAUGAAGGCAAACCCUGUGGUGAGCCUCCAUGUACAUCGCAUGUUCAGCGGUCGCGCAUGCUCAUACAAAAAAGACCCCUGUUGGUGAAGGGUAUGUCUGUUGUAAUAUUUUUCCGAGUGCGGGUAAGAUUGAACGGUUGUCCCAUACACGCCUUCAGUCAUAUGCUAAUUUGCAUUUUUGUCACGCAAUAUACCUCCUGUAUCGAUCCCUUUCUUUGCAUAAACAAAUAAAGGGUGAACCAUUACCUUAUUGAUAGGGGGCGGGGGGAGGACAAGGACACCGAGAUUAAAAAAGAAUUUUACAGGGCUGGAAGGAUAAUAUAUAUUAUACAUACAACGAAGUGCCAGAGUGGUGUCCUCAUCGAUUAACGGUUACAAUCAAAGAUAUAGGUAAAACAGAACCGUAAAUACUAGGCGUGGCGCGUGGCUCGUUGCGCUGUUUAUAAUUUGUAAACCUGUAAUGUCUACCCUGGACAAUAGAAAUGAACUAAUCUCAGGUUGCAGGCACUCAAGGAAAUUUCUACUAAAAACUGUCCUAACUUGGUUAGUUCCUGUCGCAAAUUUGACAUGUCGUAAGCAUCACUUAAGUACGACGCGCCACGCACCUACGCCACGCCUGGCAUUUAUUGUUUUGUUUUACCUGAUGAUUCGCCUCGCAAGAGGCAUGACUCACUUAGUAGCAAUAAAUGUUCAAGAUAUAAUCCAGUCCCAUCAGUCUACUUCUAUUAUAUACAUACAUAUAUACAACUUUAUCUAGAAGCCAAAAUUAAUGCAGCCCCCACCCCCAUCAAUAAUCGAACGGUCCACGCCCAAGAACACGUAAAGUGCCACAUUGCUUGUAAUUAAAUUGAUUCAUUACCAGACAAAAAUCCUAACUCCUAUUAUAUGCCAGGGGCACCCAACGACGGUUUCCUCCUAAAUGCAUUGAGAACACUUUUUAGGCUAUCCAGGGUACUUUUAGAUCUCCAGAAAUGUAUUCCAAGUGGCGCUAAAAAGACUUUUAUCUGUUGGGUCAUACUAGGGCAACCGUGAGUCUUUUUUCCCGAAAAUUUUAGCUGCAAUUUAAAAUUUUACGAAAGUGAGGAUUUUUCUGAUUCCUUUCUGUAUCGCAUUUUCGGUUCCGAGAAUUUUAGGUUUCCUUUCUCUACCAAAAACAGCUUAACCUGGGGUGUGAAAUAGGAAAAAUUAAACUUCAGAAAAUCGUAGGGAAUUUAUUAGAUUAGCUUCAAAAAUUGUACAUGCGUGGAACGGUCAUCUAAUAAAUUUAUAGUCUUCCUCAAGCUACAGAAAAUUCUGGGCAAUUUUGCUUCUCCGAACAGAUAUUUCACAGAAAUGGAUAUCGGCAUUCUGUGCGGCCAGUUGGAUUACCCCAGUCCUUCCCUAGGUUCGCACGAUGUAUCGGACAUACAAACAUUUUUUCACUUUGUUGGGCAGUUUUACCAAAAUACCCAGCCCGCUGCAAAGUAAGUUCAGGGGCACCCAAUGAAAAUUUUCGGAAGAAUAUCUGCUCGGAAGACGAUUUGAGAUCUAGAAUUUUCGAAACAUUUGUUGUAAAAUUUCUUGCUUGCCUGCCUCUCCUAGGAUUUUCGAACAUCCAAAAAAUGGUAUAUUUGCCUAUUUUUAACGGAUUUUUUUUAUCAGAACCUUACAAAAUUUGGCAACCUCGGAUAAAACCGGUAGAUAUCUGUGUCACGUGACCACUCAUUGUCGAGUCCAGGAAAGAAAAGAAAACUAAAAAUGGGGUGGCGAAAUGCCACACAGUAUAUAUUAAAUACAGUAUUUAUGUUAUUGUAUCAUCAUUUCUCGCUUGAAUUUGGCCGGAAUGGUUGACUCACGUUUUUAUUUAAGUGGCUGUCCACUUAAGAGCGGUCCGGCGAGUUUGGGAUCGCCAGUAAACCUUCCCUUUGUUUUUUGUGGGUGAAAAGGACUUAAUGAGGAAUGAUUAAAAUCGAACUAAUUUUUUUCAAAAUCCUUUUCUGGGCUUCGCUACAGCACAAAACUUUUUUCCUGUCUGAGGGCGCUUUUUCAACCUUAUUCCAUGGCCGAAAUUCGGUGAUUUUAAAAGCCGCGCUUCUUCGUAACGGAUAAAUAUCGCGAAAUUCUACAUAGUACAAUGGAUUUAGCUGCAGUUGGCUUGUCCUAUGACGGAAUAUGGAAUAACUUGACGCAAAAUUAAAUUAAAUUAAUAAAAUCAAACACAAGCCCCUUUGCGUUUUUUUUUUUCCCUCUUGACAAAUUCUUCCAAAGUAAAAGCUAAAAUCUCCAAAGCGGUACAAAAAUCACAGGUAAAAUGCACUUCACAGCAAACAUCUUACCUUAUUCUGUCAGAAAAUAAAGUCAAAGGUGCGGGUAUCGUUCUGGGUUGGACGUGAUCAAACGUUUUUAAGAGCCUCUUUUCGGCAUUAUUUGCAUAGAUUUGCCCGCUUAACGGUUCACACACAACGACUUUAAUUUAGUAGAUAUUUUCUCAGUAGCUGAGAAUGUUGUUGUGUAUCCUCAAAAUUACCAACAUGUGUUUUCUUUUCACUAGCCUUUUUAAGUUGGUAUAAAUGAAAGCCGAAAAAAAUGCCAUAAACUGACAUUCUUGAUCAACCCGUCGGAUAUGCAAAUCGUGCUCGUUUUAUAGACAGGUUGUCCAUUUCAGCGUGUUAAAAUCUCAAACUACGUAUGGUUAUUAACUUCUUCUCAAAUGUAAUCAAUCUUCAGCUUGGAAACUCAGCAACUGGAUACCCUUUUUAAAAUAGAAAUUUAUCUCAUAUUCCAUUUGAGUUUCUUUUUCCGUUUCGAGCAUUUGACAUGAUUUGAAUUUGAAUUCCCACAUCCGUGUUUAUCCCUCAUUUAUGCUCAACACGUCGGAUUCUCUCACCUCGGGUGACUUUUCUCGUGUAGCUCUUGAGAAAUUAUUAUGAAUCACUUUAAGUUUGGUGAAGGGAACAGGGGUCUUUUUUGCAUGAGCAUGCGCGACCGCUGACUUGUCAAAGAGCACGCGACUAGUGACAGCGACCGUGCUUAAUAGUCAUAGGAACCAAAUUGUUCACUUUGAAAGCUUGCUUGAGAUUGAAAUGGUAGCAGGAACUUAGGAAAGACCUUCGUUGUACAAAA
Porites evermanni is the source of this 3156-nucleotide messenger RNA. NCBI's taxonomy places the organism in Eukaryota, Metazoa, Cnidaria, Anthozoa, Scleractinia, Poritidae. The record is from the annotation of a GenBank genome assembly.